GUGGUUUCAUAUUUCGGAUGAGAGGACCACAGCGGUUCCAGAGCACUGUGAAUCGUGCCGAACCAGUUUGUUGCCAUGGCGAAGAGUCAGGCAUGCGACCCGGGACUGGAGAGAAGUCCAGACGGGAGAAAAAGUCACAAAACGAUCAAACCUGAAAUAACGGAAAAUUGCGCAAAAGACGGAUUAAACGGCAAGAAGGAAAAGAAGCGGAAGAAGGUUGUUAAAGAGGGCAGUAUGGUCUCUGUUCCUGAUAUUAACAUCAGUGAGGUGAAGCCGAAAAGAGCCAGAGAUCAGACGACAACAGACAGAGACAUAGAGGACGCGGAGAGCCCAGGAGGAAUGGACAGAGCAGAAAAAACACAGAAAAAACAAAAAAGGAAGAGAAGUAAAGCCAGUAGUUCAGAACCAGAGCCAGCGCAGAAGAAAGAGAGAGAGAGAGAUGAUGCAGAGAAGGUGACAGAGGAGGAGGAGGAACUGAGUCUAGAGGAGAGACGCGUGUUGGAGAGAAAGAUGAAGAAACUUCUGAAGAAGGAGGAGAAGAAAAAACAGAGAGAAGGAGGAGUGAAGCAGGAGGAAGAACAGAGACAGAAACUCAGCGCACAGCAGCAGGCACUGGACUACCUCACAUGCUGGUAUGAGAGAAGAGAACAGUGGAGGUUUCAGAAGACCAGGCAGACGUGGCUACUGCAGCACAUGUUUGACUCACAGAAGGUAUCUGACACCCAUUUUAGCAUGUUGUUAUUAUACUUAGAGGGGCUGCGUGGUGCUGCCCGGGAAACCACCGUUCAGAAGGCGGAGUCUGUAGUCAGGCAGGGGGAGGAGUCAGAUGAAGAGGAAGGUGGGGCUACAGAGGCCUGGAAAAGGACAAACAGAGCCAGAGAAAUCAUUCAGAUGCUGUCCUGAGAGAACUGGGCAUCUGUUGGUCCCUGCGACUCCCAUCUUAUAUGUAUAUAUGUACAACAUAUUACAGUUCUCU
Molecule: messenger RNA, 976 nt
Organism: Chanos chanos (milkfish)
Lineage: Eukaryota; Metazoa; Chordata; Actinopteri; Gonorynchiformes; Chanidae
Gene: chlsn
Product: cholesin
Exons: 6
Coding region: 76-903 (275 amino acids)
Source: RefSeq, a predicted model, not a curated record